AUGUCAUCCCAUAAGAAGAGAAGGGGCAUGUCUAUUUCAGAGACUAUAGCUAAUAUGAACCAGGGCAAUUCAAACGAUCUCUCAGGUCGAAACUAUGUGUUUGGAAGUUUCAAACAUUCUCAAUUAUCUAAUCUGAUGGCCCAAGAUGGAAGUGAAUCCAUGCACUAUUCCAACUCACCUGCUGUUCAUUCCACUAUCAGUGUUAAUGAAGAGACUGCUACACUGGCAGGUGUAGGUGUGCUUGAAGGUCCGGAUGAUGAGAAUGUCGUGUUUGAGGAUGAGCAUUCAAGUUAUGAACCCGUUUCUUUCCAAGAGGAGCAUUAUCAGAACCUGCAUGAAGAUUUUUUGAACGACUCAAGUUCUCUAUUGCAUGACCCUCAUAGAAGUUAUUCUACUAUCGGUGAGAUUGAAGAGAUGCUUCCAGAUGAGGCGAAUGACACUGAUUUAGAGAACCAGGCACAAAAACAUGGACAUAAUCCUUCGUUAUCUCGUUUCUCCAAGCUGAUCCGUGAUGCUUCCAUGUUGGACACACACACUGUGAUAAAUCACUGUGUCACCAAACCAAUUAGUUAUUUGCCAGCGGUUUUCCUUGGAACUCUAUUGAACAUUUUGGACGCUUUGUCCUACGGAAUGAUCAUGUUUCCUAUUGGAGAACAAAUAUUUAGCGGCAUGGGCGCAGCCGGUAUUUCUAUGUUUUAUUUGUCAUGUGUUGUGAGUCAACUAGUAUACUCAUUGGGGGGCUCGGGUUUCAGUUCUGGUAUUGGCUCUGAAAUGAUCGAAGCUACUCCGUUCUUCCAUUCCAUGGCUAUGAGUGUCUUAAAACAGCUAAAGGGAAGAGAAGACUCUGUCAUACCAACGACUAUUGUGGCCUUUGCUGUGAGUUCAGUUGUUACGGGUCUGGUGUUUUUCUUACUAGGAAAAUGCAGAUUGGGCUCUUUAGUUGGUUUUUUCCCCAGACACAUUUUAGUGGGUUGCAUAGGUGGUGUCGGUUACUUCCUGACGGUCACCGGAAUAGAGGUUUCUUCUAGAAUAGAGGGUGGAAUUGAGUAUUCGUUGCCGGUUUUCCAUUAUCUAACGCAGCCACUGGUCUUUCUACAGUGGAGCAUUCCUUGGGCUUUGGCAAUCAUUUUGGUGAUAGUACAGCAUUUCAAUCAUAACGCCCUUAUUGUUCCUCUUUAUUUUAUACUGGUCUUCGUUGGAUUCCACGCCAUAGUUUCUCUGGUGCCAUCUUGGUCACUUGAACAGGCUAGACAAUAUGGAUGGGUAUUUGAAUCUCCUCCUUCUAAUGAACCAUGGUACGGAUUUUACAAGUACUACGAUUUUUCAUUAGUGGAUUGGAUGAUUGUGAUGAAGGAGUUCCCUAUAAUGCUUGCACUUACCUUCUUUGGUAUUUUGCAUGUUCCUAUCAACGUGCCAGCGCUUGCUGUGUCAGUGGGAAUGGACCAAUUUGACGUAGACAGGGAGUUAGUGGCGCAUGGUGUAUCCAACGUUGUAAGUGGGUUAAUCGGUUCCAUCCAAAACUAUUUGGUGUAUACAAACUCUGUCCUCUUCUUCAGAGCAGGGGCUGAUUCAAGGUUAUCAGGUGUCAUGUUGGCUGCGGCAACUGCAGGUGUUAUGUUUGCCGGACCUGUUGUCAUUGGAUAUAUCCCGGUAUGUGUUGUUGGAGCUCUUAUUUACCUAUUGGGGUAUGAGUUACUAAAGGAGGCUCUUUAUGACACUCGUGGACGCUUGGCCAGAUUUGAAUACUUGACCAUCGUUGUUAUCGUUGUCACCAUGGGAGCUUGGGACUUUGUUUACGGUAUCCUUGUGGGUAUCUUAUUGGCAUGUCUAUCAUUUGUAGUACAAGCCGCUAGAAGACCAAUUAUUUCAGGAGUUUUUACAGGAGAGUAUGCUAGAUCAAUUGUUUUACGUCAUCCUAAACAGCAGGCAUUCUUACAAGAUGUUGGAAACCAAAUUUAUGUCCUUAAACUUGGUGGCUCUCUGUUUUUUGGCUCUAUAGGGGGAUUGGAGAAGAAGAUCAGAUAUAGAUUUCAAGAACCCAUUUUCUCCAGGGAACCAAUUCGUUAUCUUAUCUUAGAUCUCAACAAUGUAUUCUCAUUGGAUUUUUCUGCCGUGGAAGGCUUGAGAAGAAUUAGGAAUCUAAUGAUGGAGAAAAACUGUUUCUUGUUAAUUUCUUCAGUGAGCUCUACUGGCCCAACUGUUAACGCUCUUCGUGAUGCCGGAUUAUGGGAACUUCCAGAACAUGAAGAGAAAAUCCAACUGUUUAAUACUUUAAAUUCGGCGCUUGAAUGGUGUGAGAACAUGUUUUUGAAGACUUACUCAGAUAUUAAGAGCAGAACGAUCAACUCAAGGGGCAAGUCAAUCACAAAGCCAACACCUGCUCAAAAGCUUACUAGUGCUUAUGAUAGAGGGGUUGUAUCUUCGCCUAGAGAGUCUCAUAUUUUCAACGCUGCGACAAGACAAGUUCAUGAGGAGGUCAUAUCAUCAGGCGGAAUUCUUACAAGGGGUAACAUCCCAUUGAACCUAUUUAUGGCAACGUUUCAAGGUCUUUCUAAGCUAGAUGAAAGUGAAUUUGCCAAGAUUAUUCCUUUCUUUGAACGAGAAGUCUUACCUUUGAAAAAAGCUUUCCACAACUCUGCCAAAGACCCUCCGUGUUUCUAUAUUGUAGAGAGCGGACAAGUCACAAUUGAUUAUACAUUCCCACAUACCGGUUUUAAACUAUCUACUAGUGCAUUGCCGUUGACCGCAUUUGGUAAUGUCGCUGUUCACAUUUGGUCGCAUCGAAACACGGUAUACUCUUCAUCCAGCACGACCGAGACUAUUGUGUGGAAGCUGGUUCAUGCGAACGCCGUUCAAAUGCAAAAGAAACAGCCCAAACUCUACAACGAGUUACUGAAUAUUUCCAUCAGGUUAUUAAGUGAACGUUUUGACAGCAUUACCAGUAAUCUAUUGGUAGCUUCAUAA
This is a messenger RNA of Komagataella phaffii GS115, 2964 nucleotides long. RefSeq lists its product as uncharacterized. Gene Ontology annotation, cellular component: membrane. The transcript has a single exon. The record is from RefSeq and is a predicted model, not a curated record. Lineage: Eukaryota; Fungi; Ascomycota; Pichiomycetes; Pichiales; Pichiaceae. The coding region runs from base 1 to 2964 and encodes 987 amino acids.